AUGGCUGUGUGUAUGAAGCAGCUGCAGGCGGCGCAAAGAUUCCUAAGUGGAAUUCGCGAGUUGGCGACGUAUGCCAAUUUUGUUGAGAAGCAGGCUGCUGGCGUAAAGAAAUCUUUGGAAAAAAUGCCGGCAGUGAGUCCAGGGGAAGCCGCAGGACUUCUUGGAGCUAUAGAUCCACAGGUCUGGAGCCCUUCCCACGUGGAAGGGUUUCGGUUGCUUUUGGCGAGCAAGACGAAAGCUGUGGUUGCAGAUAAUGUGCGUACGACGCAGCAAGAUUUUGCCACUUUGCCUUUUUUUUUGACUGAAGAAUUAUGUCAGAAAAUUUUAGGUGAGGGUACUGACAGAGAUCAGUUGCUUUUUGACGUGUGCGCCCACGCGGCGAAGCUGACGUUGCGGGUUGCAACGGAAGGUAGCAAAGCAACGAUUAUCGCGUUGGCCUACUGGACACAGUUAUGCCAAGGAAUGACUGCGAAGGAAAAAUACAACUUGUACCUGCAGAAGAAGCCCGUUGUGACAAAGUACUUGUCUGUGCCUCCAUCGUCCACGACCAUUUUGGAGUUGCCUGUGUCAUGGAAAGAUUUGCCCAGUGAAGUUGCACAGUCUGUGUUUCCUACGGGGAAACCGAUGGAGCAGAAGGAGUUUGCUGCUGAUGUCAUGCAAUUCGUGCGCAAUAUGCCUUUGCGAAAGGAUCAUAAACUUCUGCAGGGGGAAGCGGACAUCGCUGCAGGUUCUGUGUCCUCAGGGUCUGCAUCGUCUGGCUUAAGUGUGGAUGCGAUCUGCAAGGUCGUAGAAGCAUGUUCGCGGGGAAUGCAGAAUGCUGGGACACAGCAAGUAUUAUCGCUGUCGAGUCCGGUAACAUGUCCGGUGCCUGCGCAAAAGGAGCUGUUGGCGAUUGAAGAUGGUCUUGUGGAAGAGAAGACACCUACGGGGUGUCUUCCAAAAAAAUCUGUGCAAGACGAGCAGAAGGAUCCGGAGAUGUCAGUGGAACAGCAGUUGGAAGCAUUACAAGGCAACGCUCGUUUGUUGGAGGAAGCAGCUUUGAAACGUCCUGCGUCAAAGAAGGGCUUGAAGCGGCCAGCAGCUGCAAAUGGCACGGUUGCGUACGCCGCAAUUUGUGCCGCUGAGGGAUCUACGGGAUCAUUGCAGGGAGGGACUGGCAGGGGAAGGCCAAUCAAAAGCUCUUUGCUCAGAGGGCGCAAAGCACCAGCCCCACUUCGUAGUGAUUGCAACCAGACGGAUUGGACAACCUCGAAGGUCUCGACAAGCUCAAGACCGAAUUGGCAAACCAAUUAUAUGAAGGAAUUACGAAACUGA
This is a messenger RNA of Cladocopium goreaui, 1314 nucleotides long. The record is from the annotation of a GenBank genome assembly. NCBI's taxonomy places the organism in Eukaryota, Dinophyceae, Suessiales, Symbiodiniaceae.